Messenger RNA from Mercurialis annua (annual mercury), 1480 nucleotides. Its product is annotated as pectinesterase 31. The record is from RefSeq and is a predicted model, not a curated record. Bases 178 to 1128 code for a protein of 316 amino acids. NCBI's taxonomy places the organism in Eukaryota, Viridiplantae, Streptophyta, Magnoliopsida, Malpighiales, Euphorbiaceae. Gene Ontology annotation, molecular function: pectinesterase activity. Gene Ontology annotation, biological process: cell wall modification. The transcript is spliced from 6 exons.
AGGAUCAUGUUUGUAACUUUUCCCCUCUUAAUUAAUGGAAACUUUCAGACAUAAUUCCUUUCUUACCCUUUGUCUCUAUUUGUCUCCGAUUGUUCGCCGGGAUUCGAUCCCUUCGCCAUUUCCAAUAAAUACGCAAUAGAAACGAAAAGAAAUAUUGUACCUUUGUACUGUGAAUCAAUGGCGAGUAGAGUGCUGACGGUGGCCCAAGAUGGCUCCGGCGACUACAUAACGGUGCAAGAAGCAAUAGACGCAGUGCCGCUCAGCAACACUUGCCGUACAGUGAUCCGUGUAGCUCCUGGAAUAUACAAGCAACCAAUUUAUGUACCCAAAACAAAGAAUUUCAUCACUCUUGCUGGUUUAACACCUGAGGAAACUGUUCUUACCUGGAAUAAUUCCGCCACCACAAUUGAUCAUCACCAGGCUUCUAGAGUAAUUGGAACUGGGACUUUUGGAUGUGGGAGUGUGAUCGUUGAAGGGGAGGAUUUUAUUGCUGAGAAUCUUACUUUUGAGAACUCUUCUCCUGAGGGUUCAGGUCAAGCUGUGGCAAUCAGGGUGACAGCUGAUAGGUGUGCGUUCUAUAAUUGUAGGUUUCUCGGGUGGCAGGAUACACUAUAUUUGCACUAUGGAAAACAGUAUCUGAAGGAUUGCUAUAUUGAAGGAAGUGUGGAUUUCAUUUUUGGUAACAGCACUGCGCUCCUGGAACAUUGUCAUAUCCACUGCAAGUCAGCUGGUUAUAUCACUGCACAGAGCAGAAAAUCUUCUCAGGAGUCAACCGGUUAUGUGUUCUUGAGAUGUGUGAUCACUGGUAAUGGAGGGAAUUCAUAUGCAUAUCUCGGUCGUCCAUGGGGACCCUUCGGAAGGGUGGUCUUUGCAUACACAUAUAUGGAUCAAUGCGUCAAGCAUGUGGGCUGGAAUAACUGGGGCAAAGCUGAGAAUGAGAGAAGUGCUUGCUUUUAUGAGUACAGGUGUUAUGGACCUGGCAGCUGCCCGUCAAAACGCGCGACAUGGUCCAGAGAACUGAUUGACGAAGAAGCAGAACAAUUCGUCGCUCAUUAUUUUAUUGACCCUGAUCAACAAAGACCGUGGCUUGCCCAAAGAAUGGCCCUGCGGAUACCACAUUCCGCAUAGAAGUUACAACCUUUGUUAACGUGAUCGAGCGCCCAUAGAGCAAGAUGCUAGCCUCAGGUGGAAGAUUUCGGCAAAUAAUCAGAGAAUUGAAGUAUGCCAUACACAACAAAUAAAAAUGUCUUAUGGGUACUACUUUUGUCCCAGCUAGUGAGAUUUUGUUUUCUGUGUGACUGCAGUUAAAUUUCUAUCUGUUGAAAGACUAAAAGUUUUAGAUAAUGCACUGGUGUAUCAUUAGCUUGAGCAAUUUUCUUAUUGAUUUUAGAUAAUGCACUGGUGUAUAAUUGCACAAGUUUAUUACUUGAUUCUACUUUUUAAAAGAGCACCUUGAUCAUAAUAGGUAUCAAAUUGUCAA